CCCGCCGCUCCGCUCCGCUCCGUAGGUCGCCGCCGCCGCGCAGGGAUGAAGGCCGCCGACUGGUGCCUGAGCUCGGCGGGGGCUGCCCUCGUCCUGGCCACCUCCAGCGACGAGCAGCACCCCGCCGAGAACGUAGCGGACGGAAGUUCGGAAACAUUUUGGACGACAACCGGCAUGUUCCCGCAGGAGUUCAUUGUUGGUUUUCCUAAAUGUGUAAAAAUCAGCAAAGUCGCAAUCCAGUGUUAUUUGGUGCGGACCUUAAGGAUUGAAAGAAGUGUAUCUAAAGACCCAGUAGGUUUUGAGCAGUGUAUUGAAAAAGAUUUGCAACACACAGAAGGACAGCUUCAAAUGGAAGAAUUUCCACUUCCUGAUUUCCAAGCCACUUACUUGCGUUUCAUCAUCAAAUCUGCCUUUGAUCAUUUUGUGUCAGUGCACCGGGUGAUGGCAGAGGGCACAGCAGAAGACACUUAAGUCCAGCUUAAAUUUAUACCUCAAUUUUUUUUAUAAAGAAGUUACAUUUUGAUAUCUGUAGUGCAGAGAAUAUGUAUUAUUAAAAUCGUGCAUUAAAGUGUUUUUUGAAGGUA
Haliaeetus leucocephalus (bald eagle) is the source of this 584-nucleotide messenger RNA. It is a transcript of the gene IFT25, whose product is annotated as heat shock protein family B (small), member 11. Gene Ontology annotation, biological process: intraciliary transport. The record is from RefSeq and is a predicted model, not a curated record. The transcript is spliced from 5 exons. Bases 46 to 471 code for a protein of 141 amino acids. NCBI's taxonomy places the organism in Eukaryota, Metazoa, Chordata, Aves, Accipitriformes, Accipitridae. Gene Ontology annotation, cellular component: intraciliary transport particle B; centrosome; cilium.